Molecule: messenger RNA, 1906 nt
Organism: Ostrea edulis (European flat oyster)
Lineage: Eukaryota; Metazoa; Mollusca; Bivalvia; Ostreida; Ostreidae
Exons: 4
Coding region: 92-1450 (452 amino acids)
Source: RefSeq, a predicted model, not a curated record
GGAAAUGGAACCCGGGAACUCCCAGUUGCGAUGGAUAGCCUUAACUACUUGACUAACUCAAUUACAAACUCGUUUCAAAAUAUGAAAUAUAAUGCUAUAUCACAGAUACAAAUCGUCUUCCUUCAAUAUUUCAGCCGUCUCAACUCCGAGCGACGACCAGACAGGAGUCAUCGUUGGAUCAGUGCUCGGUGUCGUCAUUUUUAUCGUUUGCAUUGUCAUCGUUUUGUACACAGUCAUCCGCCACAAAAAACGGUUCAGGCAGUCCGUAAAACAUGAAGAUGAAGAGAGGCAAUCUCAGCACACCCCCAGCAACCCUUCAGAUGUAACCCUUGUGAAAGAUACAGGAAUACUAUCAUGGAAACAAAGACAACCUGCAGUAGAAAAAACACAAACUUGGAUGAAAAAAAUCAUGAGAAUAUUCCCAUUACAGCAUUCAAAUAAGAGAAACAUUGAGAGUGCAGUUGUAUCGGGUCGAUGGACGAGAAAAAUCAUUCCAGACACACCAGAUCCGGAAUGUCUUUCUCCAAAUCAGUACGACAAGGUCACCUCCGACCUGGACAACAAACUCGAGGGGUGCUGCAACAACUGUGAACAGAUGAACUGCAUCUGCAAAAUAAACCAACAUUUUGAGGAAGAGAAAGAUCCCCUCGAGAAUAGGAGCGAGGACGAAGUGACGGACAGUCCCUCUGAAAGCAGCAGGGCAAAUUCAGAUGUACAAGAUUUGGAACAGGGUGUUAUGAAAACCAAUUUCUGUGAACAUGUUGGGGAGAGAGAUCUCCCAGACACUUUGAAAACUGCAGACACUCUCAUCGUGAGGACAGAUUCGACUCACACUAUCAGAAAUGAUUUUGCAUAUAGCUCUAAACUCAAUAAAAAACAAACUGUCGAAGGAAAUUGGCCGAUUACAAUACAAAGUGAACAGGAUCCGAAGGGAAUAUUCAAGGAAGAAGUGGAGAGUGCACAAGUAACUUCAGGUGUGGGGGAGCUCCAAGAAAGUUCUGAAAGAAACAAUGAAUUGCAAUCAGUCGUCAACCAAUCCGUUACCGGAAAUAAGGAGACGGAAACCAGAGAGACAUUUAAAACAGUCGAAGAAGCAACAAUCGCAGAAAAACACACUAUUACGAAUGGACAGACAGGUGCCAAGUCUGAUGAAGAAAACAAUGCAUCAGAUGUCAACAAACGUGAUGAAUCAUUAGCGAGAAAAACGGACCACCAACUCCCAGGUGUGACGUUUAAUUUCCCCCCACCUAGUUCUAGCAGAAGGACUUCAGACAUGAGCAAGAUUCAGACUACUUUCAAAUCCAAGAAUACAUUAUUUCAGGUGAAUGAUGACGACGCAAAAGAUCAAAUGGCGCCAGAAGCAGUAGACAAGCAGAUGAAGGGUUCAAUUCUUCUUUCUGACUUUUCUGAGUCCAAAGGCGGACAAAAGACAGUCUCAUUCGAUAUAUAACACGCAUACGAUUCGUCAUGUUCCAUGCUGUUCCAAAUAUUCUGUUGAUUAAAUGAAAUUGGCGCGGUUAGAUGAAGAGUUCGGUUUGGUCUGACGCGUGUCCAGGGGCCAGUCGUUUGGACAGCCUUACAUGGACACACCUAAGCGCUACAAACAAGGUCAGUCGGCCGUGACGGCCACCUCAGACGACAGGUACUCUGCCCCACCUGCUGAAACAGCCUCGUCAUCGACAUGUUUAAUCUAAAUUGUUAAAAAUACAAAAGUAAUCAAUUUUAAAUCUACUUUAAUACCUUUAUACUCACCGAGCUUGGGAUUACAAUACAAAGAGUAUAUAAUAGAUCGCUCAGUAUAUUUGGUAUCCUGGCAUUGGCUGAAAUUGACACAUGGACAUCAUUAUCUUGAUGUUUGUAACACAAAUAUCAUUCAAAAUGAAUUUAAAUAAAACGAUUUAAUAGC